AUUGAUUGAUUGGUUAUUCGCCAUUUUUUUUUGGUUGCCUAGGGGAGUCGAGUCUGGUUGGCUUCCCACCACCACCACCACCACCACCUCCUCUCCUCUUCUCUCCAGGCGCGCCGCUGUGCCCCUGUGCUCACCUCUCGUCGCGGUCGCCCUCGACGGUUCCACCACCCGCGGACCCCGCUCGCCGCCGCCGCAGCCGUGCGCGGAUCGCGACGACGCGAGGCGAUCGGCGAGCGGCCCGGGGGAGGGGAGGAGAUCGCCCGUCGGCGCCCCCCCGGCCCCGCCGAGCCGCGUCUCCUCCCGUCCGAUCGCGGGGCUUCCUGGGGCUUCAGUGUGCGCCACUUCUCUCGGGACGGGACGGGACGGGCGCGAUUGCGGCAGAUGAGACAUGGCUUCUAUGUUAAACAUUGUUAUAGGCUCUCAUGUCUGGGUGGAAGAUAAAGAUUCAGCUUGGGUUGAUGGUGAGGUCUUCCGGAUUGAUGGUAAAAAUGCCCAUGUUCGCACAACCAAGGGAAAGACGGUUAUUGCAAAUGUAUCAGAUAUACAUCCUAAAGACACAGAAGCACCACCUGAUGGAGUCGAUGACAUGACAAGGUUAUCAUACUUGCACGAGCCUGGUGUUUUAGAUAAUCUGGCUGUCAGAUAUGCAAGAAAUCUAAUCUAUACCUAUACCGGCAAUAUCCUGAUUGCCAUAAAUCCGUUCCAAAGGCUGCCUAAUCUUGUUGAUGUCCGAACUAUGGAAAAAUACAAAGGUGCAAACCUUGGGGAUCUAGAUCCUCAUGUAUUUGCAAUAGCUGAUGUCUCUUACAGGCAAAUGAUGAAUGAAGGAAGGAACAAUUCCAUUUUGGUCAGUGGUGAAAGUGGAGCUGGUAAGACUGAAACGACGAAACUGCUGAUGAGAUAUCUUGCAUAUUUGGGUGGGCGGUCUGGAACAGGAGGAAGGACGGUUGAACAGCAGGUUUUAGAAUCAAACCCAGUCCUUGAAGCUUUUGGGAAUGCAAAAACUGUUCGGAACAACAAUUCAAGUCGAUUUGGUAAGUUCGUUGAAAUCCAAUUUGACAAGAGUGGGAAGAUAUCUGGCGCUGCUAUUAGAACUUACUUGCUUGAGAGAUCUCGAGUCUGCCAAAUCAAUAGUCCAGAGCGAAACUACCAUUGCUUUUACUUCCUCUGUGCUGCGCCACCAGAGGAUAUAAAAAGGUAUAAGCUGGGGGAUCCAUCUUCAUUUCAUUACCUCAAUCAGUCGUCUUGCAUUAGAGUUGAUGGUAUCAACGAUGCUGAAGAGUAUCUUGUAACUAGAAAUGCUAUGGAUACAGUUGGCAUCAUUGAGCAAGAACAGGAAGCUAUAUUCCGGGUUGUUGCUGCUGUGCUGCAUCUUGGAAAUAUUAAUUUUGCAAAGGGGAGUGAGGUAGAUUCAUCUGUUAUAAAGGAUGACAAAUCUAGAUUCCAUCUUAAUACAGCCGCAGAGCUCUUGAUGUGUGACUGCAAGAAGUUGGAGAAUGCCUUGAUAAAAAGGGAAAUAAAUACACCAGAAGGAGUGAUUACUACUACAGUUGGUCCUAGUUCUGCUACUGUUAGCAGGGAUGGCUUAGCAAAACAAAUAUACUCUCGAUUAUUUGACUGGCUUGUAAAUAGAAUUAAUGCAUCGAUUGGGCAAGACCCAAAUUCGGACAAAUUGAUUGGGGUACUUGACAUAUAUGGCUUUGAAAGUUUUAAAACUAACAGUUUUGAGCAAUUAUGUAUCAAUUUCACAAAUGAAAAACUUCAGCAACAUUUUAACCAGAAUGUAUUCAAAAUGGAGCAGGAGGAGUAUACAAGGGAGCAGAUUAACUGGAGUUACAUAGAGUUUGUAGAUAACCAAGAUGUACUUGAUUUGAUCGAGAAGAAACCAGGUGGCAUUAUUGCACUUCUUGAUGAAGCUUGCAUGUUCCCAAAGUCGACACACGAGACAUUUUCCCAGAAGCUGUACGAAAAGUUCAAGAAUCACAAAAGAUUUACCAAACCAAAACUUUCUCGUACUGCGUUUACUAUCCAACAUUAUGCUGGAGAUGUGAUAUAUCAAUCUGAUCAUUUUCUGGACAAAAACAAAGAUUACGUGGUAGCAGAGCAUCAGGAAUUACUGAAUGCUUCCAGAUGCUCUUUUGUGUCUGCAUUGUUCCCCCCGGCAUCAGAAGAGAACACAAAAUCAUCAAAGUCCUCAAUUGCCACUCGCUUUAAGGUGCAACUUCAUGAACUGAUGGAGACGUUGAGCUCUACAGAGCCUCAUUACAUUAGAUGUGUAAAACCAAAUAGUGUUCUUAAACCUGCUAUAUUUGAGAACACGAAUGUUCUGCAGCAACUUCGAUGUUCGGGUGUUCUUGAAGCGAUUAGAAUCAGCUGUGCUGGAUAUCCCACAAGGAAAUUAUUUCAUGAUUUUCUUCAUCGCUUUCGCAUUCUUGCUUCUGAAAUUGUGAAAGAGAAAAAUGAUGAAAAGGUCACCUGCCAAAAGGUUUUGGAUAAAAUGGGGCUGCAGGGUUACCAGAUUGGAAGAACCAAAGUAUUCCUGAGAGCUGGUCAGAUGGCUGAAUUAGAUGCUAGAAGAACAGAGGUGCGGAAUAAUGCAGCAAGAGGUGUUCAGGGUCAGUUUCGUACUCAUGUUGCUCGUGAGCAGUUCCUGAUACUGCGUAAUGCAUCUGUUUGCUUGCAAUCCUUUGUUAGAGCAAGAUUGGCUUGUAAACUGCAUGAAUGCCUGAGACGAGAAGCAGCAGCAAUAAAAAUUCAGAAAAAUAUCCGCUGUUAUUUUGCAUGGAGAACUUAUUCUCAACUGCGUUUGUCAGCCAUUACAUUGCAGACAGGGUUAAGAACCAUGGCAGCUCUCAAGGAAUUCAUGUUUAGAAAGCAAAACAAGGCUACUACCCAUAUCCAGACCCAGUGGCGUUGCCACAGAGAUAACUCUAACUAUCUAAAACUGAAGAGAGCAGCAUUGACUUAUCAAUGUGCUUGGAGAAGAAGGGUUGCCAGAAGGGAGCUGAGACAGCUCAGAAUGGCUGCAAGAGAUACACAAGCUCUUAAGGUGGCAAAAGAGAAAUUGGAGGAACGUGUGGAGGAGCUAACAAACCGGUUGGGCCUGGAAAAGAAAUUAAGGACAGAUCUGGAGAAGUCCAAAGUAGCAGAAGUUUCUAAAUUGCAGGCCGCUCUUAAUGAAAUGGAACAGCGAAUGCAAGACGUCACAGCAAUGCAGGAAAGAGAAUCAGCUAAAAAGGCUGUUGAGGAAGCUCUUGAGCAAGAAAGAGAAAAGAUCAGUUCAUUGACUUCUGAAAUCGAAGGACUCAAGGCGCUUCUAGUAGCAGAACAAGAGGAAAAUGAUUUAACUAAGAAAGCACAUGCUAAUGCUCAAGAAAGAAAUGAAGAAUUGAGCAAGGAAGUCGAGGAUGCAGAUGGAAAAAUCAAGCAGCUUAGCGAUACUGUGCAGAGACUAGAGGAGACUAUACAAGAAAGGGAGGCCCUUUUGCUAGCAGAAAGACAGGAAAAGGAAGAAGCUAGUGCCGUAAUAGCUGAAUCUCAAGCAAGAAAUGAAGCAUUUGCAAGCAAGCUUGAAGAUGCUGAGAAACAAAUCGAUCUGCUUCAGGAAACAGUUCAAAGAUUUGAGGAGGCCAUUACAAAAUUACAAUCUUCAGUGACUAUUGAAAAGCAACAACAUGAGGAAACUGUGGUACAAUUAGCUGAAGCACAAGCUAAAAUUGAUGAACUUCUGAGAGAAGCUGGGGAUACUGAUGAAAAAUCUACUCAACUUGAGACUACUAUACAAAGGCUUGAAGAAAGUUUAACAGAGAAGGAUGCUUUAUUGACUACAGAAAGGCAAGAAACUGAAGCAACUAAGAAAUUACUAAGCGAAGCACAGUAUAAAAAUGAGGAACUACUCAAAAAAAUUGAAGAUGCUGAUAAAAGCAUUGCUCACUAUCACGACACCACCCAAAGACUUGAGGAAAAUGUGACAGCAGUAGAGAAUUCAUUGAAAGCUGAGAGACAGCAUAAUGGUGCAAUCAUGAAACAACUAGCUGAUGCUCAGGUAGAAAUUGGGGAGCUACAAAGAAACCUUGAAGAUGCUGAUAGGAGAAACAAUCAGCUUCAAGAUUCUUUACAGAGACUUGUCGAAGAUGCUACCACAAGUGAGGCUUUAUUGGUAGCUGAAAGGCAAGAAAAUGAAGUGACCAAAAAAACACUAACUGAAGCUCUGGAUCAAAUUGAGGAAUUAGUUAAGGAGGUCGAGUGUGCUAAAAACAGUGUGUAUCAGCUUCAAGAUAACAUCCAAAGACUUGAACAAAAUGCAUCUGCAAGAGAGGCAGAUCUGCUAACAGAGCGUCAGGAAAAGGAGACAACAUCCAAAGCACUAGCAGAGGCGCAAGCAAAGAUUGAAGGAUUACUGGAGGAAAUUUCUUCUGCUAAUAAAAAAACCGACCUACUUCAAAAAACUAUAGAAAGGUUAGAAGAGGGGGCAACAACAACAGAUGCUCUCUACUUAACAGAAAGACAAGAGCAUGAUCAAACCAAGAAAGCAUUUUCUGAAGCUCAAGAAAUAAAUCAACAAUUAUAUAGGAAAAUUGAAGAAGCUGAGAAAAACAUAGAACAGCUUCGGGAAAAUGUGGAAAGACUUGAAAAAGAUGCAACAGCAAGAGAUUCUUUGCUGCUUAUGACAAAGCAAAGCCAUGAUGACACCAUAAAAGAGCUACUUGAAGUUCAGGAGAGAAACCUGGAGUUAAUGAACGGAGUAGAGGAUUCAAAUAAGAAAAUUAUGCUGCUUGAGGAUUCAGUAAAAAGACUUGAAGAAAGAAUAGCGUACAUAGAUUCCUUAUUGGCCAUAGAAAGACGUGAAAACAACGAGACCAAGAAAGAAUUAGCUGAUGCUCAGAAAGAGAUUGAGGAAUUACUGGAUGAAAUGCAAGACAAUGUUGCAAGUAUAGCAGAACAUGAGGACACAAUUAGGAGACUAGAGGAAAAUGUGGGAGCAAAGGAGUCUUUGUUGCUAACUGAAAGGGAACAGAAUGCUUCAACCUUAAAAUUGCUUGCUGAAGCACAUUUGGAAAUUGAUGAAUUAAUAAGGAAACUUGAAGACUCAGAUAGAAAAUCUGAUAGCCUUCAGAGUACCAUAAAAAGGCUUGAAGAAGAUGGGAUUGCCAAGGAGGCUUUACUAUUAACAGAAAAGCAAGCACAUGAGGCAACAAGGAUGACUCUCACUGAAGCUUUGGAAAAAAAUGAGGAACUCCUCAAGAAAAUUCAUGAUGAUGAUAAACAUAUACUUGAGCUUCAGUUUACUAUACAGAGGCUUGAAGAAAAUACAGCUGCAAAAGAGAACUUGUUGUUGAGAGAAAGGGAACAAAAUGAUGCAACAACAAAGGCUCAGAUUGAGAGUCAAGAAAGAAAUGAACAAUUACUAAAGAGAUUUGUGGAUGUUGACAGGAAAAUUGAUCUUCUUCAAGAUACCAUAGAAAGGAUCGGAGAAAAUUCAACGAUAAAGGAUGCUUUGUUGCUAUCAGAGAGACAAGAGAAGGAUGCAAUUAAGAAAGAACUUGUUGAAGCUGGAGAGAGAAAUGAAGAGUUAAUAAUGAAAAUUGAAGACACUGAUAAAAAAAUCGAACAUCUUCAGAAUGCCAUAAUCAAGCUUGAAGGAGAUAUAGAAGCAAAAGAUAUUUCUUUGGAAGCUGCAAGGGAAGAAAACGACACAAUCAGGAAAUCUCUUGCUGAAGCUCAAGAGAAAAAUGAAGAGUUACUCAGGAAAAUUAGUGAUAAUGAAUACAGGAUCCACCUACUCCAAGACACAGCACAAAAGCUUCAAGUUGAUGCCAUUUCAAGAUUGUCUUCCUUUGUUAUGGAAAAACAAGAAAGUGAUGCGGCCAAGAGAGCUCUUACUGAAGCUCGUGAAAGAAACGAAGAUCUACUGAAGAGAAAUGAGGACCUCCUCAAACGGAAUGAUGACUUGAUUAAGAAAAUUGAAGAGUCUAGCAAAACUAUUACUCAACUUCAAGAGACCUUACAAAGGUUGGAAGGAAAAUCAACGAACUUAGAAGCUGAGAACCAAGUUCUCCGUCAACAAGCAACUGCAACUCCACCAUCAACAGCCAAAUCUUCAGCUUCACGCUCAAAGAUCACUAGGAUUCAUAGAAGCCCAGAGAAUGGACAUAUCUUGAAUGGUGACACAAGACAAGCUGAAAUAAAGCCCUCAACUGGCACAUCAGAAACGAUACCUUCAAUAGGCAAUCCUCCUGACUUGAAUAAUGAAAAACAUGUUGAACAAGGAGAGAAACUACAAAAAGUACUUAAUCAGAAAUACCAGUCUCCUCAGAGUCAGCAGCCUCAGGACGAUCAGCAGUGGUUACUCACUUGCAUUUCACAAUAUCUUGGAUUUUUCGGGAGCAAGCCUGUUGCUGCGCUUCUUAUAUAUCAAUGUCUCUCUCAUUGGAGAUCAUUUGAAGCAAUGAAGACUGGUGUCUUUGACAGCAUCCUACAGGCUAUAAAUUCAGCAACCGAGGCCCAAAAUGAUACAAGAGCAUUGGCCUAUUGGUUAUCCAACUUGUCUACAUUAACAGUUCUCCUCCAGCGAUCAUUCAAAACUACUAGGACAGCAAUCUCAACCCCACAAAGGCGAAGAUUUUCAUCUGAGAGGAUCUUUCAUGCAAGUCAAACUUCAAAUGCUGGGCUUGCUUAUCUCAGUGGCCAACCAGUUGUUGGAGCUGCUGGAUUACCCCAAGUUGAGGCAAAAUAUCCAGCUUUGCUCUUCAAGCAACAGCUUGUGGAUCUAAUUGAGAAGGUUUAUGGUAUGAUAAGUGACAGUGUGAAGAAGGAACUAAAUCCAUUGCUUGAAUUGUGUAUCCAGGAUCCACGAACUUCUCACAGUCCAGCAAAAGGACAUGCGAAUGGCUUGGGGCAAAAAAAUCAGCUUGGACAUUGGUUGGCCAUUGUAAAGGUCCUCACCAACUAUUUGGAUGUUCUAAGGGCAAACCAUGUUCCAUCAAUUUUGGUGCACAAGCUAUUCACACAGAUAUUUUCGCUGAUUGAUGUUCAACUAUUUAACAGACUCCUUUUGCGGCGGGAGUGUUGUUCAUUUAGCAAUGGGGAAUAUGUGAAAGUUGGACUAGCUGAACUAAAACAUUGGUCAGACAAUGCUACUCGAGAGUUUGCAGGUUCAGCCUGGGAUGCACUGAAGCAUAUCAGACAGGCUGUUGAUUUCUUGGUGAUUUCCCUCAAACCAAUGAGGACACUGAAAGAGAUACGCACUGAUGUGUGCCCUGCACUCAGCAUACAACAGCUUGAGCGCAUAGUUAGUAUGUACUGGGAUGACAUCAAUGGUUCAAACGCUAUCUCAGCAGAGUUCACAUCAAGCUUGAAAAGUGCAGUACGCGAGGAAUCAAAUACAGUCACAACCUUUUCCAUACUGCUAGAUGAUGAUUCAUGCAUACCUUUUUCACUUGAUGAUAUUGCAAAGACAAUGCCAAUCAUUGAGGUGGCUGAAGAUGAUUUGCUACCUUUUGUUCGUGAAAACCCAAGCUUUGCGUUUUUAUUGCAAAGGGGGAACAGUUAACUUUUCUCACCAUGGAGCCUUGCAAGUUGUGGAUAAAUCAGUUGUUCCUAUCCGUAGGAUAGGGUGUACAGUUCGCAUAAUUCAUUUUUAUACCAGAUAGCAGGCCAUUGAAGAGUAGAUUGCUAGGGGAGGUUAUAGGUUUCUGAUUUUUAUUGAUUGGUUCGUUGGUUGUAUAUUUGUGUUCACUUUUUCCUUGCAUUGUUUCUUUGCAAUUCUUUUUGGGCUUGUAUACUAAGGGGCCAAGGGGCAAAACGCCUUUGUGUAAGCAUAGAGCUUAGGAGGUUUUGCUAUAAUUAGUGAAGCUGUACAUGUGUUGUAAAUGAUUAAAGAAAAUGAAUCGCAUCGCUCUGCUGGUAUAGAAUAAUGGUUGUGGUUGGCUGGUUUUUUAAAGAUA
This is a messenger RNA of Oryza sativa Japonica Group (Japanese rice), 7946 nucleotides long. Its product is annotated as myosin-17. Gene Ontology annotation, molecular function: actin filament binding; microfilament motor activity; ATP binding. Gene Ontology annotation, biological process: vesicle transport along actin filament; actin filament organization. The record is from RefSeq and is a predicted model, not a curated record. NCBI's taxonomy places the organism in Eukaryota, Viridiplantae, Streptophyta, Magnoliopsida, Poales, Poaceae. Gene Ontology annotation, cellular component: cytoplasm; actin cytoskeleton; vesicle.